Messenger RNA from Penicillium arizonense, 2640 nucleotides. Its product is annotated as M1 family metallopeptidase. The transcript is spliced from 2 exons. The record is from RefSeq and is a predicted model, not a curated record. Gene Ontology annotation, cellular component: cytoplasm. NCBI's taxonomy places the organism in Eukaryota, Fungi, Ascomycota, Eurotiomycetes, Eurotiales, Aspergillaceae. Gene Ontology annotation, biological process: proteolysis; peptide catabolic process. Gene Ontology annotation, molecular function: metalloaminopeptidase activity; peptide binding; zinc ion binding. The coding region runs from base 1 to 2640 and encodes 879 amino acids.
AUGUGUCACUCACGCCGCGGCGAGGCCUCCGGGUCAACCAACGUGCAGGGCCGUGAGGUCCUGCCCACCAACGUCAAGCCAGUGCACUAUGAUCUGACACUUGAGCCCAACUUUGAGAAGUUCACAUACGAGGGAACGGUUUCUAUCGACCUAGAAGUCGCCGAAGAUACCGAUUUCGUCUCCCUCAACACCAACGAGAUUGACAUUCACAGCGCAGUGGUCUCAGCUAAGGGGUCGGUGGUAGAUUCCAAGCCUGAGAUCUCCUAUAACAAGGAUCAACAGGUUGCGACUAUUAAGUUCGGUCAGGCCAUCGCUGCGGGUUCGGAUGCUCAACUCAAGCUUACCUUCACCGGUACCUUGAACGAUAACAUGGCUGGAUUCUACCGGUCAUCGUACAAGGACAAGAAUGGCGAGACCAAGUAUAUUGCGUCGACGCAGAUGGAACCAACGGACGCCCGUCGGGCCUUCCCUUGUUUCGACGAGCCCGCUCUUAAGGCCAAGUUCACCGUGACUCUGGUUGCUGAUAAGAGCAUGACCUGCUUGAGCAACAUGGACGUUGAGUCUGAGACCGAUGUCCAGGGUGGUGCGAAGAAGGCUGUGAAAUUCACCACUUCGCCCCUCAUGUCGACCUACCUCGUUGCCUUCAUUGUCGGCCACCUUAACUACAUUGAGACCAAGAACUUCCGCGUUCCCAUCCGCGUGUACGCCACUCCUGAUCAGGAUAUUGAGCACGGUCGUUUCUCCUUGGAGCUUGCUGCCAAGACUCUGGCUUUCUAUGAGAAGGCAUUCGACAGUGACUUCCCUCUGCCUAAGAUGGACAUGGUUGCCGUGCCCGACUUCAGCGCCGGAGCUAUGGAGAACUGGGGUCUGAUUACUUACCGUAUUGUUGAUGUGCUGUACGAUGAGAAGACCAGCGGUGCGUCCCGAAAGGAGCGCAUUGCUGAGACUGUCCAGCACGAAUUGGCUCACCAGUGGUUCGGUAACCUGGUUACCAUGGACUUCUGGGAUGGCCUCUGGCUCAACGAGGGUUUCGCUACCUGGAUGUCGUGGUACUCUUGCAAUGUCUUCUACCCCGAGUGGAAGGUCUGGCAGACCUACGUCAUUGACAACCUGCAGGGCGCUCUGUCUCUUGACUCGCUCCGCAGCAGUCACCCUAUCGAGGUGCCUGUCAAGCGCGCUGACGAGAUUAACCAGAUCUUCGACGCUAUUUCCUACUCCAAGGGCUCUUCCGUCCUCCGCAUGAUCUCCAAGUACCUCGGCGAGGAUGUGUUCCUCCAGGGCGUUCGCAACUACAUCAAGAAGCACGCCUACGGUAACACCGAGACUGGUGAUCUCUGGGCUGCUCUGGGUGAUGCCAGUGGCAAGCCCGUUAAGUCUGUUAUGGACAUCUGGACCAAGAACGUCGGUUUCCCCGUUGUCAGCGUCACUGAGAACAAGGAGAAGUCUUCGAUUCACCUCAAGCAGAACCGUUUCCUCCGUACUGGUGAUGUUCGUCCCGAGGAGGAUCAGACUCUCUUCCCCGUUAUGCUUGGCUUGCGCACCGAGAAGGGCAUUGAUGAGAACACCAUGCUCACUGGACGUGAGGGUGAAUUCCCCGUUCCUGAUCUUGACUUCUUCAAGCUCAACGCCGAUCACUCGGGUAUCUACCGUACCUCAUACUCCCCCGAGCGUCUCAAGAAGCUUGGCGAGGCCGCUCGCGAUGGCCGUCUGACCGUUGAGGACCGUGCCGGUAUGAUUGCUGACUCCGGUGCUCUGGCCGCUUCUGGAUUCCAGCGCACCUCCGGCCUCCUCUCCUUGCUCCAGGGUCUCGACACCGAGUCCGAGUUCGUCGUCUGGAACGAGAUCUUGACCCGUAUUGGCACCCUGCGUGCUGCCUGGCUCUUCGAGGACAGCCAGACCAAGGAUGCCCUCAAGGCUUUCCAGCGUUCGCUGGUUGCCCCUAAGGCCCAUGAGCUCGGCUGGGAGUUCUCUGAGAACGACGACCACAUCCUACAGCAGUUCAAGGCCCUCAUGUUCGGCUCCGCCGGUAUGGCCGAGGACCCCGUCGUUGUCAAGGCUGCCCAGGAUAUGUUCGCCCGCUUCUCCGCCGGCGACGUCUCCGCCAUCCACCCCAACAUUCGCGGCAGCGUCUUCACCAUCGUCCUCAAGCACGGUGGUCUGAAGGAGUACGAGGUUGUCCUCGACCGAUUCCGCCACGCCCCCACUUCGGACGAGAAGACCACCGCUCUUCGUUGCCUCGGUGCUGCCGAGGACCCCGAGCUCAUCCAGCGCACUCUCGGCCUCGCCAUCAACGACGAGGUCAAGAACCAGGACAUCUACAUGCCCCUCGGCGGUCUCCGCAGCCACCCUGCUGGUAUCGAGGGCCGCUGGAGCUGGCUCAAGGCCAACUGGGACGAAAUCUACAAGCGUCUGCCUCCCGGUCUGGGCAUGCUCGGCACUGUUGUUCAGCUCACUACUGCUAGCUUCUGUACCGAAGCUCAGCUGAAGGAUGUCCAGUCAUUCUUUGAGUCCAAGGAUACCAAGGGUUACGACCGUGCUGUUGAGCAGAGUCUUGAUGCUAUCCGCGCCAAGGUAAACUGGCUCCAGCGUGACCGUGACGAUGUUAAGCAGUGGUUGAGCAGCAACCAAAGCAAGCUGUAA